UUGCCUGGCAACCAGGCAGCAGAGUCCCUUGAGCUUAGCCAGACCACACAGCUGGGCCCAGUACUAGCUGCCUUCUCUCUGACUAGGGGACCCCUGGGGCCCUGUCCUUAUCCUCCCCAAGAUCCUGGCAGCAGGUGCCUCUCUCUGUCCACAAUGAACGUCGUCCUCUCCAGGUGAGCAGCCUGCGCUGCUGGGAGGGGUAUGCAGGUGGGAUCCUCACGUUCUGCCACAUCGGGGAGGAGGGCAGGGACAGCCAGGUGAGGGCCAUGGAGAACACGGUGACAAAUGCUGAGAGGUAUUUCGGUCAGUUCUGCUCACUGCUGGCCUCCUACACACGCAAGACGGCCCGACUUCGUGACAAGGCUGACCAGCUGGUGAAGCAGCUGAUAGACUUUGCCAACACGGAGAACCCUGAGCUGCGGGCCACCAUUCGAGACUUCGCCGAGGACCUUGCCAAAGUGCAGGAUUAUCGGCAGGCAGAGGUUGAGAGGCUGGAGGCCAAGGUCAUCAGCCCCCUGAAGCUCUACGGUGCCCAAAUAAAGCAGACCCGGGCAGAUAUCAAGAAAUGUAAACGUGUCCAAAAUAACGAGAUUAAACAACUGGAAAAGCUGGAGAAACUGAGGCAGAAGUCACCCUCAGAUCGACAAAUGAUCUCCCAGGCGGAGACCAGUGCACAGAGGGCCUCAGUGGACACCAACCGUUCUACCCUCCACCUAGUGGAGACCGUGGAUGCCUUCCAGGAACAGAAACUGAAGGACCUCCGGAGAAUCUUCUCUGACUUUGUGACCAUCGAGAUGGUUUUCCACGCAAAGGCGGUGGAGGUGUAUUCCAGCGCUUUCCAGACCUUGGAGAACUAUGACCUGGAGAGAGACCUGCAGGUGGGUCUCACCUCGGACUUCAGAGCCAAGACGCGUGGAAUUUACGGGCAUGGUGAAGCUCGGCCGCUCACAGACACCAACCCCGCUCCAUCUGUCCCCUGGCCUCUGGCCAGCCAGAGUGCUCAGAGUACCAUGGCACGCCAGGGGAAGGAGGCUGGAGGUGAAGAGGACAGUGAGACUGAUUCCGUGGAGGAGAUCCCCCUGGAGGACCUCAAGGGACAACAGCAAGGACCCCGAGACUAGGAAGAGGAUUUCAGUGGCAGGAGGAAGGCAUAGGCUGGCCUGGACCUUGGUGCAUUCUGCUUGUGUUCUCAGGGUCAGGGAUUCCCUGGGGUCUCGCUUUCUUUAUUGGCACAGUAGGCCGCUCUACCGGCCUAUACUCCCUGUGUCAGUAAAAGAUACGUGAAUCUCAACUGCA
Messenger RNA from Mus musculus (house mouse), 1296 nucleotides. RefSeq names its product CBY1 interacting BAR domain containing 2 (gene Cibar2). Bases 267 to 1121 code for a protein of 284 amino acids. Gene Ontology annotation, biological process: cilium assembly. Lineage: Eukaryota; Metazoa; Chordata; Mammalia; Rodentia; Muridae. Gene Ontology annotation, cellular component: ciliary basal body; centriole. The record is from RefSeq and is a predicted model, not a curated record. The transcript is spliced from 9 exons.